UCGUCCCUAUCUCGGAGGUGAAAUAAUACACUAAAGUAUUAGCAUGGGGUUGAAACAAGUGUCCUUUGUAGAGCGGUCGUCCCUAUCUCUGAGGUCAAAUAAUACACUAAAGUAUUAGCUUGGGAGAGAGAGAGAGAGACCUCCCCAUCUCAUGGCUUGAGAAAACCCUUCAGCCGAUAGCCACCAAAGCCUUGAAGAAGUGGGCAGGUCUGGCCAAGUCAGCCAACACCUCCAUCCUGUUUCUCCCUGUGAAGCGAGGUGGACUGGCUCUUCCCUCCAUCCCGCCCAUGUACAAGAAGCAACAGGCAUCCCGCAUGGUGCAACUUUUCAUGUCAGGGGAUCCAGGGGUGCGGAAGGCAGCUGAUGAGAGGGAGAAGCAGCGGUCGAAGUUCAAGCCAGCCAUGUUUGUUGAUGAUCUACAUAUAGAUCGUGCCCAGACCCGAAGAGCCCUCUCAGGAGCUGUCAAGACCUUGCUCGCUGAGGAGGAAGCUGACCAAAACCACCUUCACCUAUGCCAGCUCUCAUCUCAGAGGGAGAUGGCUAGGGUUUGGGGAGAGUAUUCUCCACAACUGUGGGUGAAGGCUGUGCAAAGCCUCCCUCCUGAAGUUAUGAAGUUUGCCAUCAACGCUUCAUCAAACACUCUCCCGACCAAUGCCAACCUCCAUCUCUGGGGCAAAAAGAACAGCGAUGUCUGUCGCCUUUGUCAAGAGGCCAGACAGUCCCUUUCUCAUGUCCUCAACAACUGUCAGGUCGCUAUGGAGCUGAGGAGGUACAGCAAGAGACACGACGAAGUCCUCAAGGUCAUCGGGGCUUUCAUCAGAGCCAACCGCCCCCCCCCCCCACUUCGCCCUCACUAUCGACCAUCCUUCGGCUACUUACUCAUUUCCCCACCACAUUACUCCAACUGAUCUGCGCCCAGAUAUCGUGUGGUGGUGUGACAGUCAGAAAGAGUUGUGGCUUUUCGAACUGACCAUCAGCUACGAGACUGCUGUAGCGGAUGCA
Messenger RNA from Geodia barretti, 1002 nucleotides. Lineage: Eukaryota; Metazoa; Porifera; Demospongiae; Tetractinellida; Geodiidae. The record is from the annotation of a GenBank genome assembly.